UAAAGUCCCCCCACUCCAGUGCAAAAAGGAAAAUUUCUAUACCAAAUUGUAUUAUGAGGUGUUGGACGGGAAAAUUGCCGUUUCCCCGUGAAAAAAGUAUUUGUGCGUAAAUAUCACGCGUUGAUCCCAUCACCAGCAUCUCUCUACUUCAUGAAAUCACCAUGUUAACACACAAGAACAACCAAGUUGUCCGGAAGAAAAUGCAAGUGUCAUUUGUGAUCCGAGAGGCAGAGGAGAAGCGUCAUAGGAAUGGUGUGAAUGCCCUGCAAUUGGACCCGGUGAAUGGGAGACUGUACUCAGCGGGGCGCGAUGCGAUCAUCCGGGUGUGGAAUAGUACUCAGACAACAUCCCAGGAGCCCUACAUUCAGAGCAUGGAACACCACAAUGACUGGGUGAAUGAUAUUGUUCUGUGCUGUGGUGGACGCCACCUGAUCAGUGCGAGCUGUGAUACAACGGUUAAAGUGUGGAAUGCCCACAGGGGUUUCUGCAUGUCCACACUCAAGACACACCGUGACUAUGUCCAGGCACUGGCGUACGCCAAGGAUCGCGAGCAAGUGGCAAGUGCUGGGCUAGAUAAAGCCAUCUAUCUGUGGGAUGUGAAUACCCUCACAGCACUUACAGCCAGCAAUAAUACCGUGACCACUUCUAGUCUGCCCGGAAGUCGCGAUAGCAUCUACAGCCUGGCCAUGAAUCAAUCCGGAACGGUAAUUGUAAGUGGUUCGCCAGAGAAUACGCUGCGCGUGUGGGAUCCACGCACCUGCAACAGGCUGAUGAAGCUCAAGGGGCAUACGGAGAACGUAAAGGCGCUGGUGGUGUCACCAGAUGGAAAGGAAGUGGUGUCUGGAAGUUCAGAUGGCACCAUCAAACUCUGGAAUUUGGGUGAACAGCGAUGCAUCCAGACACUCCAUGUACAUUCCGAGGGCGUUUGGGCACUCUUGACCACUGACACCUUCUCGCAUGUCAUAUCAGGGAGUCGCGACAGAAAGGUGUUCAUGACGGAACUGAGAAAUCCCAGCAAUAGUGUUUUGGUGUGCGAAGAGCGCGCCCCCGUACUCAGUCUUUGCUACAAUGUCGAUCAAACGGGCGUGUGGACGACCACAUGGAACUCGGACAUUCGAUGUUGGCGCCUUCCGCGUCCGCACACGGACAAGUACUCUGGUCACACGAAUGCCAAUAGUGAUUCGCAGACCCUCACGAAUGGUGGCACUCCUCCAAGCCGUUCCACUGAGAUGGCUUGUAUUCGUGGUGGGGCAGCGGUUAAGAAGUAUGCUGUGCUCAAUGAUAAACGGCACAUCCUCACGCGUGACACAGAACAGAAUGUGGCACUGUAUGAUGUGCUGAAGGUGACAAAGGUGGAAGAUUUGGGACAGGUGGACUUUAAUGAGGAACUAAAUAGGCGCAAUCAGCGUAUUUAUAUUCCCAAUUGGUUUACUGUGGACCUCAAGACGGGCAUGCCGACAAUUGUUUUGGGGCAAGAUGAGGUGGAUUGUUUUGCAGCUUGGGUUGCAGCAGAAUCGGGAUUGCCGGAACAUGUUGAGGCUGGAUCGGAGAUGAAGGUGAAUUAUGGGAGUUUAUUGCUUCAGGCACUUUUGGAAUCCUGGACACCGCCACAUAGUGCACCGGCAUCGGAGUUGGAUAAUGAGAUUAAGGGGGGAAAUGGGUAUUUUUCAGUACCCAAACAUACGCCACUUAUCUUCAGUGAAGUUGGUGGAAGGACAGUAUGUCGGCUUUUGGUGAGAGAUGCUGCUGGAGAGAGUGAGAGUGCUCUGCUCCAUGAGACUGUUCCCUCUUGGGUCACUGAUGUCGUCAUUGAGCGCAAUAUGCCCAAAUUCAUCAAAAUCCCUUUCUAUCUCCUUCCCCAUCCGCUCAUGGUGAAACAGGAUCGCAUGAAAAAGGAGCGUCUCAUUGCCAAUGAAUUUAUACCGUGCCGAAAACUCUGCGAACAUGUUCUGGAGAAGGUGCUAGGCACCGAAGUGACACCGGGAAUUAGCAAUGCGUCCAAUUCAUCCCAAAAUAGCCAAAGUGAUGCCAAUUCAGAGGGAUCACAGAUCCCACCAGAGGAUCGUCUCGAAUUGCUCUGCAACGAUGUCGUUCUGGAUCCCAAUAUGGAUUUGAGGACGGUGAGACACUUAAUCUGGAAGCAAUCGGCCGAUUUGACCUUCCACUACAAAACGAAGCCUUUCACCUGAACGGCCACUCAAUGAACCCCAACGGCAGUUAUAAAAAGGAGAGAAAAAAAAAUCCAAAACACAGAAAUAUUCACAUGUGGAAAAGAUUGUCAUUUUAUUGUAAUCUUAUAGAAAAAUGGCGAGAAACAUUUAAAAAUUGAAUAGAAUUGUGAGAGAAUGAUAAAGAACUAUAUACAAGAACUUAAUGAUAUA
Messenger RNA from Phlebotomus papatasi, 2381 nucleotides. RefSeq names its product WD repeat-containing protein 48 homolog. Lineage: Eukaryota; Metazoa; Arthropoda; Insecta; Diptera; Psychodidae. The coding region runs from base 162 to 2189 and encodes 675 amino acids. The transcript has 6 exons. The record is from RefSeq and is a predicted model, not a curated record. Gene Ontology annotation, molecular function: ubiquitin binding. Gene Ontology annotation, biological process: double-strand break repair via homologous recombination; protein deubiquitination.